UCAUAAGAAAAAGCUCGCCUUUGCUUGUUGCCCCCGAAAUCUCCCAAAAUCCCAAGCGCCAUGGCGACCUACGGCGCGGUGCUCCGGCGCUCCGCGGCCGUCGUCGAGCGCGCCCGUGCCCACGCCAGAUCCACCCGCAAGGCCCUCGCCCGUUUCGCCCGCCCCCAGUCCUUCGCCGCGCCGCCCGACGCCGAGGCCGCUGCCGUUCGCGCCGUCCGCAACCUCGCCACCUUCCGCCUCUACUACACCCUCCUCCUCUGGGUCCUUCUCCUGGCGUCCCUCUUCCCCCGGCGGCGCGCCGCCAUGCUCUUCCUCAUGGCCGCCUCCAAGGUCGCCCUCUUCUACGGCGCCCUCCUCAAGGCCUUCCCCACCUCCGCCCUCCUCCGCAGGGUCAUCGACCGCAGGCUCGUGGUGGCCCUCGCGCUCGCCGUCAUCCUCAUCGAGCUCGCUCUGACCCGGUCCCUGCCGCAGCUGCUACUCGCCGUGGGUAUCGGGUUGCCCAUCAUUCUGCUCCACGCGGUUUUCCGGGUGAGGGACGAUCUGCUCGAGGACGGAGACGAGAAGGCAGCGACGGUAGGCGGCGCAGGCGAAUUGGCUUCCGUCUUGGAGAAAAAGGAGGAUCUUGAAUUGGGAUCGCAAUAGUUAGCAGAGUCAUAUACUUUUCUUUCAUCAAAGCGGAGCCAUUGUUGCUUCUUCUCGUCAAGAAAAAUCACACCUUUACAAUGUAAAGCAUCCAGAUGUAAACAAUGCUUGUUGAUGUGGAUGGCUCACUGUUUCAUGGCAAUGUUCUCUUCCGGAAACCGAGUUGCAGAGACAGUUUCAACAUGUCAUGCUUCUGAACAUUCAGGAACUCGAAAAUUUGGGAUGAAGAAGAGGAUCAGAUGGUGGUGGCUUGAUAACAUAGUUGCUCGCUUUUUUACUUCAGAAUCCAACAGUGUCUAGUGAUGCAAUGGACAAGCUUGUAAGGGUUGAAGAACAACCAGAAUCUAGCAGAGAUGGCAAAGUUUGCAUUGUAUAUGGUGGUAUGGAGCAGUGGAUGUGUCAUGUACAUGAACAUGAGCUCAAAGAAAACAGAUAAAACACUGCAGUCUGGUUCUUGUUCUUCAUCAGCUUCUGACUCUCUCAACUUCCCUUCUUAUCUGAGGAUCCUCUUCUCUUAUUUGUAUCUUUUUAUCCAAAAAUGAAAGGUGUAGAAAUGACCCCUCACAUCGAGGUUCAGUAAAAAGAAUGAAUUGAGGGGUCAUUCCUCUCUCGAUUCAUGAGAA
This is a messenger RNA of Musa acuminata subsp. malaccensis (wild Malaysian banana), 1265 nucleotides long. RefSeq names its product PRA1 family protein D-like. The record is from RefSeq and is a predicted model, not a curated record. Lineage: Eukaryota; Viridiplantae; Streptophyta; Magnoliopsida; Zingiberales; Musaceae.